Molecule: messenger RNA, 5762 nt
Organism: Cuscuta campestris
Lineage: Eukaryota; Viridiplantae; Streptophyta; Magnoliopsida; Solanales; Convolvulaceae
Source: the annotation of a GenBank genome assembly
CAAAAAGCCAGCGCACCCGCUGCCAAAAAGCAAUAAUAAUCCCAAGCAAACUCCAUAGACAGAGAAGAGAGAGAAGGGUCCAACGGCAAUGGGUUGAUCAAAGGCAAAAGCUUUGGUAGGCGUUUUUCUUGGUGGCAAAAUUGAAGUCACUCGAUCCAUUUUUCUUUUCGUUUUUAUUUUCUGUGUUCUGGAAGGACAUUUUUUUUCAAAAACCUUUCGGAAGGCAGCUGUUAUUGUACCUAUUUAUAGUUUCUUGGACUUGGAUAUUGUUCUUCAAUCAGUUUUGAGGUGUAAGGGCGGAGAAGUCUAUAAUUGAGUCAACUGCAAGUCUCAUAUUGGAUGACCUGAAGUUCUUGCUCAACUACUUCUGAGUUGAUAGAAGCUGCGUGCAGGUUUACUUUUCCUGGAAUAUUGAGGCGGUUUUGCGCAUUUAGGGAGAUUUGAUCUUGAAGAAUGGCGAAAUUGUCUCAUGCUGAUUCUAGAAGAAUGUAUUCUUGGUGGUGGGAUAGCCACAUUAGCCCCAAAAACUCGAAAUGGCUGCAGGAGAAUCUCACAGAUAUGGAUGCUAAAGUGAAAGCUAUGAUCAAACUUAUCGAAGAAGAUGCCGAUUCUUUUGCAAGAAGAGCAGAGAUGUACUACAAGAAACGUCCGGAGCUGAUGAAACUUGUAGAAGAGUUUUAUAGAGCAUACCGUGCAUUGGCUGAAAGGUAUGAUCAUGCGACAGGUGUGAUCCAUCAUGCUCACAAAACCAUGGCAGAAGCUUUUCCAAACCAAGUCCCUAUGGGUGGUUUUGUUGAGUAUGAUUCACCCCUUAGUAGUGCUACAGAUCCUCAAACACCCAACUCAACUCCCGUGCGUUCUCUUUUUGAGUCUGAUGAACUGCAAGACUCUGGUUCUAAGAGAAAUGGAACAACCAUAGGGGAUUCAAAUUCUGUACCAAAAGGGCUGGGAUUGAAGCAGCUCAACAAUCUCUUUGGGGGCAAUGCAAAGUUUGGUGAUGGGAAGGUGAGAAAAGGUCUAAGUUUUCACGAGUCAGGGGAGAAAGAACAAAGCUUGCAAAGCAAUGGGGCCAACAGUUUUGAAGACAAAUUGCACUCCGAUUUGGAUCAGGUGGCCCAGCAGGCCCAAAUUGAAGCCGAGAAAGAAGCAGGCAGGAUUCAGUACCAGCAGGCUUUAGAGAAGUUGUCGGAGCUGAAUUCUAGAAUCACUUGUGCGGAAGAAGAAUCUAGAAGGCUUGGCGAGAGAGCUAGCAAAGCUGAAGCAGAAGUUAAAACCUUAAUGGAGGAGCUUUCUAAAUUGGAAACUGAAAAGGAGGCUAAGCUUCUGGAAUACAGACACUGUUUGGAGAAGAUUUCUGAUUUGGAGAGUAGCCUUGCUCGUUCCCAUGAGGACACCGUGGUGCUUAGUCAAAGAGCUAUUGAAGCUGAACUGGAAGCCCAAGCAUUGAAAGAUGUUCUUGCGAAGAUAACCACUGAAAAGGACAAUGCUCUUGACCAGUACAUGCAGUCUUUGGAGACGAUAGCUAAGCUUGAGAGUAAAUUACAAUGUGCAGAGGAAGAUUCUAUAAAAUUUAAGGAAAGAUCAGAAAGAGCAGAAAGUGAGGUUGAAACUUUGAAACAAGCCAUUUCUGAAUUGAGUCAGGAGAAGGAAUUGGCAGCGAUCCAGUACCAAAAAUGCUUGGAGACCAUAUCUAGUCUGGGUGCUAAGCUCUCUUCUGUUGAGGAGGAAGCACAACGGCUCAGCUCAGAGAUUGACAAUGGCGCUGCCAAAUUGAAGGAUGCCGAAGAGCAUUGUCAUGUGUUAGAAAAAUCGAAUCAAGCUUUUCAAUCCAAGGUUGAAACUUUGACUCAGAAGACGGUUGACCAAAGUCAAGAACUUGCUGAGAAGCAGCAGGAACUGGGAAGACUAUGGACAUGCAUACAGGAAGAGCGUUUACGCUUCAUUGAGGCCGAAACUGCCUUCCAAACCCUGCAACAAUUGCAUGCCCAACUUCAAGAGGACAUAAGAUCUUUGUCCACAGAAUUAAAGCUUGAUAAUAAAAAAUUGGAAGACGAGAUCUUGAAUGUCAAAAAAGAAAACAAGAAUCUCCAGGAGCUCAAUGUAUCUUCAUCCAUGACAAUAAGGGAUCUGCAAGAAGAGAUCUCCAGCUUGAGGGACACAAAAGGGAAACUCGAGGAGGAGGUGGAGCUCCGGUUGGACGAGAGGAAUGCUCUUCAGCAAGAAAUAUACAGUCUGAAAGGCAUGUUACAGAAAGAGAAUAGCGAGAAGAAAGUUCUUCUGGAGAAAAAUUCUGUCUUGGAGAAUUCCCUAUCAGAUUUGAGUGCUGAAUUAGAAGCUAUUAGAGGGAAAUUGAAGGCUUUGGAGUGCUCCUUUCAGUCUCUCUUAGAGGAGAAAUCUAGUCUCACCAGUGAACUGCUAGUAAGAAAUGAGAACUUGGAAGAUCUCUCAACGAAGAAUGCUGUUUUGGAGAAAUCACUUUCUGAUGUGCAUGAUGAACUUCGAAACUUCAAGGAAAAAUCAACAGCCUUAGAAGGGUCAUGUCAGAUAUUAAUGAAUGUGAAAUCGGAUCUGCUUGGUGAACAGGAAAGAUUGCUCAAUCAGUUGCAGACGGCGCUGCUGAGACUGGAAAGCUUGGGAAAAAUGUAUGCAGAUAUUGAACAGAGAUACUCAGCUUUGGAGAAAGAGAAGGAAGAGCUAAUCAUAUCUUUAGACAAAGAAAAGAAUUUGCAUGCAAGUUUUGUUCAGAUGAGUAACACACAAUUGGCCGGUAUGGAAUCUGAGAUGCUUCUUUUACAAGAAGAAUGCCGGUUGAGAGCAAAAGAAAAUGAAGAAGAACUGGAUAAAGCUUUUGAUUCUCAGAUUCAGAUUUUCAUCUUGCAGAAAACUGCACAAGAUCUUGAUGGACAGAGUUCCUCUUUGCUGACUAAAUAUCACAAACUUUCCGAAGCGACUGCAUUUUCUGAGAAACUGGUUUUGGAAUUGGAACAGAGAGACCAGCAACAUGUUCUUGAGAAUUCUGUUCUUGUCACAUUGCUGAGUCAACUAAAAUCGGAGGCAGAGAAUCUCCAUGCAGAAAAGACCUCUAUUGAGCUAGAGUAUACGAGUAAAUCUAAUCAGGUUUGCAUUUUGCAGAGUGAAGCUAUUAAAAUGCAAGAGGCAAACGAAGAGAUGAAAUCAAAAAUAAAGGAGAAAGAUCGCAAUGAGAAGCUUCUAGCAGUUGAGAUUGAUAAUCUGGGAAGCAGUUUGAGGUGUUUGCAAGGAGCUUACAAUGAUUUACAGAGAGAGAACUUUGAGCUUUUAGAAGAGAAGACUUCAAUGGCAAAGGAGAUAUCUAUGCUAGAAGAGGAAAACAUUACAAUCUGUGGUGAAAUCCUCUCGUUGGAGUGCAUUUCUAUGAUUUUCAAGAACUGUGUCAGCGAGAAUUCUUUGGAAUUAAAGCUGCUUUCUGCUGAUCUUGACAAGCUCAAUGAUAUCAAUAGCGAAAAGGGUGAAAAGCUAAGCUUAGCUGAGAGGAUGGUGGAAGAGCUAAAGCUUGAAAAUCUCAAUCUGACAAUGGCAUUGCAGAGGUCCGAAGAUGAACUGAAUACCACUAGACUUAUCAAGAGUCAUUUGGAUCAUGAUAUUGAAGUGAAGAAUAUUUCAAUGUUAGAAAAAGAGCAUAAGAUUCAGGAAAUAGAGCAAAAACUGAGUCUCAUUGAGAACGAGAAGUUGGAGUUGCAUCAAAACUGGGAGAGCCUGGCAAGAGAGAGCACUAUAGCUAAAAGGACCACAGAGGAUCUAGAGAAGCAGAUAGUGGCAUUAACCAAAGAAUGUGAUUAUUUGGGGACAGAGAAUGGAAAGAUGAAAGAGCAAAAGGAAGAAUUACAUUCUGAGCUCCAAAUGCAAAUGACAGAGAUUCACACAUUAGAAUCAGAGGUGGAGGACCUGUUUGGUGAAAUGCAGAUCUCUACUUUUUUCCAUGGCUUAUAUGAGCAGAAGGUUCUUGAACUCAUGAAAGUGAUCGAAUGCCUUGAAGCUGAGAGCACGUCAAAGGAUAUCGAUAUCAAUCUUCUGAAAGAAAGAGCGAACACUAUGGAUGCUAAUAAUGAAGGUCUUAAGACUCAACUCUUGACUGUGAAUGAAAGACAUGGUGCUGAGAUUACUUCGAAGGAUAUUGAUAUUGAACUUCUGAAAAGAAGAGCAAACAAUCUGGAAGCUGAAAAUGAAGGUCUUAUGACUCAUCUGGAGAAGCUGUUUGUUGAAUUGCAUAUCUCCACUGUUUGCCAUUUUUUGUAUGAGCAGAAGGUUCAUGAAGUCAUGCAAGUGAAUACAACUUUUGCAUCUGAGAAUACUUCUAAGGAGGCCAAUAUCAAACUUCUCAAUGCAGAAAAUGAAAAUCUUAAGAGUCAACUGGCCUUGUGUCGCCCUGCUAUUGCAUCUUUGAUCCGAUGCAUAUCAUCACUGGAGAAGCACACUUAUGGGAAACUUCAAACUCCCAAUAAGGAUGUGAUUGAGGCAGUUGAAGUGGAAAAGAAGCAUACUGGUUCAGGUGAAGAGAGAAAUGCCACCGAGAUGGAUGCAUUACAAGAUCUGGUAACACGGAUUCAGGCUGUUGAGAAGAUGCUGCUCAAAUCUGAGCAGCUUGCAGUUGAGGACAACCUUAACCUCAAUGCCAAACUGCAUGCUGCAUUGAGACAGAUUGAAGAUUUAAAGGCCGAUGGAAGCCUGCUGGGUGGGGCCCACCCCAGCCGUCGCCAGCCUGAAAUUCUUGAGGGCGAAAACGGGAUAUUGACAAAAGAUAUCGUGCUCGACCAGAUAUCUGAGUCCUCACCUUAUAACAUGACCAAAAGAGAGCAACUUGAAGCUGACAGCCAACAAAUUCUUGAGUUAUGGGGAACUUCCAACGCGGCGGGCCCCACCGGUUCAGAUGCGCUGUCCGAGAAAGAAUUGGGAGUGGACAAACUGGAGCUGUCCCGGCGCCCUUCUGAUCUUCGCGAUGGAAACAAUAAAAAAGUCUUGGAGAGGCUUAACUCAGACCUCUUGCAAUUGACAAACCUACAAAUCUCUGUCAUGGUGCUGAAGAAGAAACUGGGCAUUACUGAGAACAGCAGAAGAAGUGGAAAAUUGACAGCUGAGGACGAAAACCUGAAGGCACAACUGGGCGAAGCAGAGGCUUCCAUGCAAAAGCUGUUUGACAAGAACGAGGAAGUGAGGAAGAGAUUCGAAAGCGGGCCCCACCCAGACAACGAGAGGAGAAUCUCAGAAGAAGCUCGAAGAAUGUCUGAGAGAAUCGGGCGGUUGCAGUUGGAGGUACAGAAGAUACAGUUUGUCCUGCUGGAACAUGACGAGCACAGGAAAGAGAGCGAAGGGCAAAACAGUAAAAUCUCCGAAGCGAAAAGAAGAGUUCUGCUGAGAGAUUACCUCUACGGCGGAGCCCGGCCUAGCCAGAAACAAAAGAAGAUGAAGAAGAAGUUUUGUUCAUGCAUCCAGCCUCAUACAAGAGAUGAUUAAUGCCCCAUGCAAGGAAGGUCAUGUAAUAUUAGAAUGAAAUGAUUUUUUUUACCUCUUACUCCGGGUAUCUUUUUUGUCCAUAAACCUUAAAUUUGUAGACAUUCUAUCUAGACAGACAAGAAAUGUUUGUAUUGUUAUCCAUAUGUAUUUUGUCUGCCCAGAGUUACUGCAGUAAAUUUUUGAGGCUGCAUCAAAGCUGGAACAAUAAGCUAGCUGCCUUUCUUAUGCACAUAUGUUUAAGAAUUUAUUUCUAAUAAAAAAAUUGCCAACUG